AUGGAGAAAUUCAGCGCCUACAGAGAUGCGGGCACAGGAAUACAGCCCUUCCUGACACCUGUUCCCCCUGCAGGGGGUGAAUUUCUAGCCCAAGCUACUAUUCCACUUCGGUACCCAUUGGCGGUGGUUAGGACCAUGUUGGUCCUGGUAAUUUCCUUGCUUUAUUUGGUGACUGUGCAAGGCGCUUGCUUGCUAUUGUUACCACUGCCGCCACUCUAUGACUUCAUUACACACAUUUUGACCUAUGCUCUUGGUCGGACCGCUCUCUUCAUUCUUGGACUGUUUUGGAUACCCGUGGACUAUACCACACGAAAACGAGGGAAGAACGUCAAGGAUGCUAUAGCCUGGAACCCCAAGGCAGGGGAUCUCAUUGUCUCAAACUGGGCAUCCUGGAUUGAGAUUGUAUGGCUCGCUAUCCGCUUCAACCCAAUAUUCGUUGUUCCUAUCCCGGAAAAGGACGUAUCCUUCUCCAACGCUUCUGGGGGAUCGCCGAUAGCCUAUAGACCUGGUCGCCGUACGGGCACAGGUUCCGCAAACAUCAACCAGGUUUCAAGGACGCAAACUCAACGCAUACCCAUUGCUGGCUUCAAGAAGGCCUCUCUUUGGGAAAUGAUUAUGUCGACGGGCUACGCUCCUUCUCCACGUGGCUCCGAAACUGUCCACUCCCUCGAGGAAAUUCGCAAAUCCUCUCGCAGGCCUCUCGUCGUGUUCCCAGAAUGCACAAGCAGCAACGCCCGGGGGUUAUUGCGCUUUGCGGAUGUUUUCAAAAAAGAUGUUCCUAUCAAGGGAUACAACGUUCAUGUCCUUUGCGUUCGUUAUGAUCCCCCGACAGCGAUGACACCAACCCCCUCCCAUUCCAUUCCUUCAGGGAUCUUAAACCCCCUUCCCCACGUCUUCACCCUGGCCACUUCCCUGUCUCCUGUGGCCAUCUCCGUUCGUCUCUUGCCUCUCGCAGAAUCACCAAGUUCGCAGCUCUUUGUUGCCAGCGAGAUCGUUUCCGGAGACCCAGACGAGGACCAACUUGCUGAGAGUUGCGCAGUUCUGAUAGCCCAGAUCGGAAAACUCAAACGCACAGGCAAAGGGUGGGAGGACAAAACCAGCUUAUUGGAACUCUACUUCGGUAGGAAGAAGUAA
Molecule: messenger RNA, 1134 nt
Organism: Coprinopsis cinerea okayama7#130
Lineage: Eukaryota; Fungi; Basidiomycota; Agaricomycetes; Agaricales; Psathyrellaceae
Exons: 7
Coding region: 1-1134 (377 amino acids)
Source: RefSeq, a predicted model, not a curated record